Messenger RNA from Penicillium subrubescens, 918 nucleotides. RefSeq names its product zinc-dependent alcohol dehydrogenase family protein. Gene Ontology annotation, molecular function: zinc ion binding; oxidoreductase activity. The transcript has a single exon. Lineage: Eukaryota; Fungi; Ascomycota; Eurotiomycetes; Eurotiales; Aspergillaceae. The coding region runs from base 1 to 918 and encodes 305 amino acids. The record is from RefSeq and is a predicted model, not a curated record.
AUGAAAGCCCUCGUCUACACCAGCCCCGGCACAAUCCAAGUCCUCGACCGCCCCAAACCAACCAUCCAAGCACCCACCGACGCAAUCGUCCGUCUCUGGCACGCCUCCAUCUGCGGCACAGAUCUACACAUCCUCAAAGGCGAUGUCCCCAGCGCACAACCAGGACUAGUCCUGGGCCACGAGGGAGUCGGGGUAAUCGAGACUGUGGGCUCCGCGGUCCAGGACCUAUCCGUCGGCGACCGCGUGUUAAUCUCCUGUAUGACUUCUUGCGGUGCCUGUCGCUUCUGUCAGCGUGGUCUGCCUUCGCAUUGUGUCACGGGUGGAUGGAUAUUGGGGAAUACGAUUAAUGGCACGCAGGCUGAGUUUGUACGAGUGCCUCAUGCGAUGCUCUCGUUGCAUCGAUUGCCUACCUCGAUUGAUCCGCGUGCGGCGUUGGCUGUGUCUGAUGCUCUCCCGACGGGUCUGGAGUGUGGUGUCCUCAGUGCUAAUGUGCAGCCUGGUGGUUCGGUGGUGAUUGUCGGGGCGGGUCCCGUGGGUAUGGCCGCGCUGAUUACGGCAAAACUGUUCUCACCGUCGUUGGUGGUGAUGGUGGAUCUUGACGAGGCACGGCUGGCUACGGCGCGACAGCUAGGCGCACAUGCCACUGUGAAUUCAUCCGCCCAGGAUGUCCGACAACAACUGCUGGCGCUGACCGAGGGGCUGGGAUUCGACUCAGUUAUCGAGGCUGUCGGUAUCCCAGCUACAUUUGGCUUGUGCCAGGAGCUGGUGGCCGUGGGAGGACGCAUCGCGAAUGUGGGCGUACACGGAACCUCGGUGGAUUUGCACCUGGAGAAGUUGUGGGAUCGGAAUAUCAGUGAGUCCUGUUUUUUCUCGAGAGCCGUGUUCACCCGUGCGAAGUUGUUCAGUGACACCAAUUGA